AAAAUUCCAGUUUAUCCUUGCCUUAACCCAGGGUAAAGUACCUUCCUUAAUAAUUAGGGUUUCCCUUUCGAUCACUUCGUAUAUGUUCAAUUUCAACGAGCUAGCCAAAACUAUGGGAGGAGGGAUGAAGGCGGCGGCGAAGGUAGUGGGAUUCACAGUGGCCACCGGGGGGCUCCGAGGUGUCACUGCCGUCGAGAACUACCCGGUCACUUUUUCCGCUCGUAAGGUUGCGUCUUCUUGUCCCGUUUCAGCGAGGGUCUCGUUGGAGGAUGACGUGAAACUGAAGUCCUCGCAGUCGCAGGCUGACGUCCAGAGGCCUUGCUCGGAGCUCGAUGAUUGGGAGUUCGCGGGAGGAGAGGAGGAUUUGUUGGUUAGUGCUGACGAGCCCGUGCCAAGGGUUGUAUUUGGCGGCCUGCCGACUCUUCAGGAAGCUAAAGAGGCCACUUCUGAACUCACCGUGGCUGUCGAAAAGGCUUAUCUGUCUUCUUCUCAUUCUGUUGGCCAUGGAGGUUCACAUACAUCAGAUCACGGUUCCACCUUACUUUCUAACUCAAAAGUUCAAGACACCAGGCACACUACUGAGAAAUCCGUAGCACCUGCAGUACCAACUCAUGCUAUUGAAGCAUUUAGGUUUCUAAACAACAGCUAUGCAGCUCAGAAUGUUGUUGCCUCAAUUGCUUCUGAUCCAAAUGUAUGGAAUGCUGUAUUACGAAAUCAAGAGCUUCAGCAGUUUCUGCAGUCACAGAAGACCUGUUUUGCCACGUCGGGUAUGAAUUUAGAUGUCAAGGAAUCAGUUGCCGAAAAUGAUCUACACGACCACUCAUUCCAGGAGUGCGAUGAUAGACCAUCCGACUCAGGUCAUUCCAAGUCAGGAAAUGGAUUUCAGGAUAUUAUGCAGAAGAUCAAGCUUGCUGUGGUUGAUAUGAUGAAUAGCUUGUCAGGUUUCUUCCAAAAUUUCUUCAGAGGCCAGGCAGCCAAUAAAGUAUCUAUGAAUGAUGAUGGAACUGCAAGAUUAAACGGUGUAGAGACUGUUUUGGAAGCAUCAUUCAUGGGAUUGGCAGUCAUGGCAAUAAUAGUAAUUUUACUGAAGCGAGGUUAGUUGUCGUUAUUUGCAAGAAUUAGUCGAAGCUACAUGCAGUAUGAUGAAAUCAUGCUUUUCCUUCUCUUUUUCCUAGUUUGUUACUGAACACUAUUUUGAAAUACUUGUAAUGCAUUGUGCAUAUAUAUAUAUAUAGAGAGAGAGAGAGAGGGUCUGUUUUUACUUUUUUUUUUUUUUUCUCCUAGUUUCUUUGCAACUUCCAUGCCUUUAUAUAUUUAUGUUAAAAAGGGGCUGAUUAUCCAUAAAUUACUGGAUAUAGUUCUUAUGGUAAAGUCUGGACUAGUCUUUUAUCAUUGACUAUUGGUCUCGUAAUUUGUGCAUACAUCAAUUUUGUGA
This is a messenger RNA of Olea europaea var. sylvestris, 1435 nucleotides long. RefSeq lists its product as uncharacterized. The record is from RefSeq and is a predicted model, not a curated record. The coding region runs from base 83 to 1099 and encodes 338 amino acids. The transcript is spliced from 4 exons. NCBI's taxonomy places the organism in Eukaryota, Viridiplantae, Streptophyta, Magnoliopsida, Lamiales, Oleaceae.